This is a messenger RNA of Klebsormidium nitens, 961 nucleotides long. The record is from the annotation of a GenBank genome assembly. Lineage: Eukaryota; Viridiplantae; Streptophyta; Klebsormidiophyceae; Klebsormidiales; Klebsormidiaceae.
ACUUUCACAAAACACUUCACUUGACUACGGUGCAGGGAUAAAGUUGACAAGGCUAUGCUGCUGGUAGCAACUGGGCUGUGAGGCUAUGUCCCGUCUUGACGAAGAGGCCUCUCGGAAGCGCCAGGCAGCGAACGCGCGCGAGGUGGAGCUCCUGGCAGCCAAUGUGAACAAGCUGACCGGCCCUCACAGGCAGUGGGCGGAUGAGGCGCUGCAGCUGCAGCGCGAGUGGCGCGUGCUGCACGACCAGAUAUGGUUGGCCCACGGCUUUCUGCGGGAGGGGUGCGCCCUCUCACACUGGCAGGUGCAGCAGCUGCUGGCCAUCAAGGAGGAGACAUCGAUCCUGGCAGAGCAGCUCGAGGUGACGACCAACAGGCUCGCCGCGUCCAUCCCUUCUCUAGAAGGGGGAGGCACUGCACGUGUUGAUACGAAAGAGAAGGAGAAAUGCAAAGUUGAGAUGCAAAGGUGAGACUGUAUCGGUUACAUAACAAUUGAGCCAUUAAAGGGCCAGUAACCAGCUCUUAGGAGGCUUGAUGAGUGGCUGAUACGGUCUCUUUGGCCACGCGCCAGAAAUCCACCUCUUGCAAUCAGAGGAUCUAGUUGUCAAGUUGGCACUUAUCCCACUGGCAUGUACAGAUUCAGGCCGGAUAGAAAGUGCAUAGAACCUUAUGCUAGCAAAGGAAGAUAACUUCAAUGCAGCAGAGCGGCCAUGUAGGUUGUCAGGUGGUUGCUUUUGUAGGACGCUAAGGUCAGUCCUCACAAGUUCCGGCAAUAAAUCAGAAACGUGCUCAGAUUACUUAUUUGCAAGCAUAUCUGCAAGGCUGUUCAAUCCAUGUUCCGCACUUGCCUGCCCCCACGCAUGUGAGAAGACCCCGGCAACCAGAGUAAGUAAGCACAUACUUGACCGGCUGAAGCUCCGCGACCUUGGUCCAACACUUCAUGCUGCAUCGCCACACUUCGGAGG